Messenger RNA from Diversispora eburnea, 636 nucleotides. Lineage: Eukaryota; Fungi; Glomeromycota; Glomeromycetes; Diversisporales; Diversisporaceae. The record is from the annotation of a GenBank genome assembly.
AUGGAACCAGCAGAAAACAAUUUGGGAAAAAAAUGUAGAAGUAGUAGAACAACUUUUGAAAUGGAAAAAGGAAAAAUGAAAUUAGUAGAACAACUUUUGAGCCAAACGCAAUUGGAUUAUUUAAAACUUAAGGGCGCAGUUCAUCUUCGAGGAGUUUUUGAAAGGUGGGAAGAGAUUUCAUUGGAUCAUACUAAUAGUACACGAUUUAAACGAUGGAAAGUAUAUCUUGAAAAAAAUAAUAAUGAGAACUUAAAAAAUUUUCAGAGUUUCUGGAACUGGGAGAAGGCUAUAAGCAGUGUAGAUGUGGCAAAUGAAAUGAAAAAUUUUUAUAAUUGGUUAUCUACAAAAAUUCAUAACUCCACUUCAACAGCUGAUCGUGUAGAAUGGCGAAGGGCGGAAUUACCACAAGAAUGGACCAGGACUUCUCCACCAUUGCUUUUCCAUGAAGGUAAUGAGAGUCGAGAAUUUCAUAUUUUAUGUGGAUCACUCACGGGUACACGACAGCUCGGACAAGUUGCAUCUUCUUUAGAGAACUGGUAUACAUUUAAGAUGGAAGUUAUGUUUAAGGUUUACUUCGCGUAUAAUGGAUCAGAGUUAUUACACAAAUGUUUGUGGGAUGCUGGUCCAGUGAUUUGA